CCGGUGGUCACCCUCCUUUCCCCAUUCUUCCUCUCUCCCCCCCAAAACCCUACGCCCUGCCCCCACCAUGCCGAGCCUCGCCGCCGCCGCUGCCGCCCGCCGCGCCGGGGAGGCCCUUCGCCGCGGCGUCAUGGGAGGUAUGCGGUCCCUCUCCUCCUCUACAGCGUCGCCCGCGCCCGCCGCCGCCGCUGCCGCCGGCCCCGACAGCGACGAGGUGAUUGUGGAAGGCAAGGCCAGUGCCCGCGCCGCUGUGCUCAACCGCCCCGGCCAUCUCAAUGCCCUCACCACCACCAUGGGGGCUAGGCUGAAUAAGUUCUACGAGUCAUGGGAGGACAGCCCAGAUAUUGGUUUCGUCAUGAUGAAGGGCAGCGGCCGAGCAUUCUGUGCUGGUGGGGAUGUUGUUGGAUUGCACCAACUUAUCAGUGAAGGCAAGAUGGAUGAGGGUAAGGAUUUUUUCCGGACUUUGUACAGUUUCAUCUAUGUUCUAGGCACGUACUUGAAACCGCAUGUUGCCAUUCUUGAUGGUGUUACUAUGGGCGGCGGAGGAGGUGUUUCCAUUCCUGGAACAUUUCGCAUUGCCACUGACAGAACAGUGUUUGCCACUCCAGAAGUACAUAUUGGCUUCCAUCCUGAUGCUGCUGCCUCCUUUUAUUUGUCACAUCUAACUGGUCAUGUUGGAGAAUACCUGGCCUUGACCGGUGAAAGACUCAAUGGAGUUGAUAUGCUUGCACUUGGGCUUGCUACACACUAUUCCAUGAGUGAGCACCUUGAUCUGGUUGAUGAACGACUUGCGACAUUGGUCACUGAUGAUCCAUCUGUUAUUGAUACUUCUCUUGCACAAUAUGGGGACCUUGUUUAUCCAGACAAGAAAAGCAUUGUGCAUAGGCUGGAGGUUAUAGAUAAAUGCUUCAGCCAUGAAACAGUUGAAGAGAUUGUGGAUGCAUUGGAAGGUGAAGCGGCUAGGUUGAAUGAAGAAUGGUGUACGUUGGCAUUGAAACGAUUGAAAGAGGCCUCUCCACUUGCCUUGAAAGUCUCGCUGCGAUCGAUACGUGAAGGUAGAUAUCAGACACUUGAUGAAUGCCUUGUACGUGAAUACCGCAUGUCCAUCAAUGGAAUCUCAAAGCCAUUUUCUCAUGAAUUCUGUGAGGGUGUUAGAGCACGAUUAGUGGACAAGGACUUGGCUCCGAAGUGGGAUCCUCCAGCGCUUGAGUUCGUCUCGGAGGACAUGGUUGAUUCGUACUUCGCCCCUCUGGGGGAAUUCGAGCCUGAGCUUAAGCUACCUACUGAAUUACGAGAGGCAUUCAUUUAGUCGAAGAUGGUUUCAGUUCAGUCCUUCGUAUAGUCAGGAGAUGGUUGCAGGUAUCAGCUGUUGUUUGAGACGCUAUAGAUUUUUUAACCCAUCGAUUGCUAUGGUCAGCACAUAAUGAAACUAGGAUGCGCAACCCAUUCAUGUACCAUACACACCUUCGCUGGCUGUAUUAGGGAAUUUGAGCACAAGGAGAAACUCUUACUUUUCUUUUCUUCUUUAUCCAAUGCUAUAAAUCUCCAAGACCUCUGAAGACAGAUUGAGGUUUUCCCGUCUGCUGGCUAUGCGGCUGAUGGAAAUUAGGAGUUCCUGCUCGAAAAGGCAAGUAAUCACAAUGGAGUGCACUAACGUUUUGUUAAGAUGGUUACUGGACUUCAUUUUAAAGCCUAUCUCAGCUGAUUGUAAGCCUUUAUCUAAGUAAUAAAGAUGUCAGUACCGUUCUUCACUGUCA
Brachypodium distachyon (stiff brome) is the source of this 1757-nucleotide messenger RNA. Its product is annotated as 3-hydroxyisobutyryl-CoA hydrolase-like protein 1, mitochondrial. Bases 68 to 1309 code for a protein of 413 amino acids. Gene Ontology annotation, biological process: L-valine catabolic process. NCBI's taxonomy places the organism in Eukaryota, Viridiplantae, Streptophyta, Magnoliopsida, Poales, Poaceae. The record is from RefSeq and is a predicted model, not a curated record. The transcript has 14 exons. Gene Ontology annotation, molecular function: 3-hydroxyisobutyryl-CoA hydrolase activity.